UUCCUUUCUCAUGAGAAACGGGGAGUGUGGAUCCCUAGAACGUGUAACUACAAGAUAGGUUGGCCAUUCAGACGGGUGCCCGACGACCUUACUGUGUCUUUCCCGAAGUAGAACGGACAUUGUGGUCGAAGUACCAUCAGACGUGUAAGACAAGUCAUCCAGGCCGACCUGUGCAUGUGUACUACCAUGUUCAAACUCUUGUCAGGGCGCCAGUGACUGAUCUACCGCGCGAGCACGCAGCGUUGAAUUCAUGUGUAUGUGUCUUAACACUCUCGUCCCUCUUUAGUUCGAACAGAUAAACACUAAGCAACUAAACAACGUUUAACCACCAAACUAGCACGUAAACAUCUGUACGCUUUUCUGCGUCACUCGCUGUUCGAUUAGAAACGGGUAGCUUUUCGAGCUGUGGUGAUCCAGGUUGUGAAUUGCUUUGCCUGGACGUAAGAAAUAUAAGUUGAUGUUCAACAAAAAAAACUUGGAGAAAUUUCUGCUCUGUCUACGACAAAAUGUCUUUGUUUUGAACUACUGAAUUUGAGAAGGACAAGUGUUUCGAAUUUUACGCGGUUUUCUUCACAUACAAUUAUCACACAGAGGACUUUUUGGGAAAAGUUAUACAAGCGAAUAAUGUCAUGUCUUCAGUUUGGUUAUAAUUCUGGGCCACCUACUGCUAACAGUACCCAACUGCUAAUGCCGGGACAACAUGCAAGUGGUCACCAUCACUCAUCUCAGGCGGCAGGCCAGCCCUGCUGUGAAUCCGGGCGUCCCGUCCUUACCGAUCCGCUAACAGGACAGACUCUGUGCUCAUGCCAAUAUGACGCCCAACUCCUCAGUUAUCAGCGGCUAGCAGCAACAGGGUUGCCGCUAAAUAUUUACGGGACUGCCGCAGCAGCUGCAGCCGUGGCUUAUGGUGGGGACCAGCCUGUUCUCUCUUUAACUCCUGAGCAAGCAGCUUUAUAUGCACCAACAGCAAAUGGGUUCGACAUUAAAGAAAAUUUGGAAGCUUGGAGAAGUUUAUCUUAUGCUGGACCAAUGUAUUACCCGUAUGAUUCGGCUACUUUGGGAAACUAUCCAUUUCCGAAUGGAUACGGGAUGGACUUAAAUGGAGCUAGACGAAAAAAUGCUACCAGAGAAACAACAAGUACAUUAAAAGCUUGGUUAAGCGAGCACCGCAAAAAUCCUUAUCCAACGAAAGGAGAAAAAAUCAUGCUUGCGAUAAUUACCAAAAUGACACUGACUCAAGUAUCCACGUGGUUUGCAAAUGCCAGACGUCGUCUUAAAAAAGAAAACAAAAUGACGUGGUCACCACGUAAUCGAUGUGAAGAUGAUGACAUUGACGAUGAUGGGGAUGAUGAAUCUACCAGAAACAAAGAAGAAAAUAACACUGACCCUUCAAGAAGGUGUGAUGACAGCGAUGAUGACGAGAUGAGCGUUAACAGGACAUUGGAAUGUAUAGAGAAGAUGCCUAAUCCCAGUAAAUCCAGUCUAGGAGAUUCAGAAAAUAUUGAUCAUUUGGAUGUUGAAGAUGAUCGAAUUUCAUUUGAUAAAGGACUAAAUAUCAGAAACAUUAAUGUCCAAGAAGUUGAGAAUGUAGUAAGCUCUCCACAAUCUGCCUCUGGCCAUGAAACUUCUUGUUCUUCAGAUUCUGUGGGACAAUCUCCUUCGGUAAGUCGGUCCACUGACAACCAUAGCCCCAGCAUUGAAGCCUCAACUAAUGCAACUAAACCGAAAAUCUGGUCCAUAGUGGACACUGCAACAUCUAGCUCUCCUUCCUCCUUAGUGUCAAGUAAAGUAAAUUCCCUCCAAAGAACAACACGUCUUGAUUACUUGGCCCCAUAUACCAAGUCUACAUGGUACACAAGCGCUUUUGAGAAAAAUGCAUUUCCCUUAAACUCAGUGUACAGUGGUCCAUCAGUUGCUCCACCAGCUGCUCCUCUAACCGCUGCAACUUCACAAAACUCCUCUCUAGUCUCGUCUACUGGGCUUUUGGAGACUUCACCUUCAUCAACAUCACUGAGUCUUCUCCGUUCUGCAGCAGUCGCCUUUCCAGCUAAUGAGUUAAAUAUGCAGAAAGCAAGAUCAAGUGCUUUACCGUCGAUGUUCAAUCUCCCAUUACCCGGAUCUCGUUUAAUCUCGUCCGUCCCGCAAACGUCUAGCUCCGCGGCCGUUUUGGCGGCUGUUUCUGGUAGAUCUUUGAUUUCUGCUAGCCAUACUGGUUCAGGCUCAGACAGAAGUAUUAUGUUAUCUUGAAGAUGAGUAAACGUCCACCAGAAUAAUGUAAAUAAUGAAGUCCAUGAGAUUGUUUCUUGCUUUCUGUGAGACAAAGUAUCAGAUGGUAGGUACAAAUCGAAUUUCGUUUUUUGAUCAUUUUCAUGUAACUGUCUCGUAUUCCUGAGAUAAUCUCACUGCUUAUGACAUUGUGGAUUGAAAAUGAUGUUAUUUGAAGACUACGUGGAAUAGCAACUUAUGGCGUGUGAUUUGUGGUAGCACACAGAAGAGGACUAUGUCAGAACUCCGAGGUUUGGCGUUAAUAGAGGGCAUGCAUACCUCAAUUAUAUAAAUUGACGUGUAAUUAACCUCAAUCACGAACAUGAAAACAAAACAGGGAAACAUUCUCAUUAAUAUACAUCCUGUGCAGGAAUAUACGUAAUUCUUAUUUCAAUUCUUACUGGUUGACUGGUUGGUUUCGUAUAACGAUAAAAAGUUGUAGUAUAUA
Molecule: messenger RNA, 2713 nt
Organism: Limulus polyphemus (Atlantic horseshoe crab)
Lineage: Eukaryota; Metazoa; Arthropoda; Merostomata; Xiphosura; Limulidae
Product: homeobox protein caupolican-like
Exons: 5
Coding region: 625-2247 (540 amino acids)
Biological process (GO): cell development; neuron differentiation; regulation of transcription by RNA polymerase II
Cellular component (GO): nucleus
Molecular function (GO): DNA-binding transcription factor activity, RNA polymerase II-specific; RNA polymerase II cis-regulatory region sequence-specific DNA binding
Source: RefSeq, a predicted model, not a curated record